Messenger RNA from Archocentrus centrarchus (flier cichlid), 4255 nucleotides. RefSeq names its product cyclin dependent kinase 6 (gene cdk6). The record is from RefSeq and is a predicted model, not a curated record. Bases 359 to 1336 code for a protein of 325 amino acids. Gene Ontology annotation, cellular component: cytoplasm; cyclin-dependent protein kinase holoenzyme complex; nucleus. The transcript is spliced from 8 exons. Lineage: Eukaryota; Metazoa; Chordata; Actinopteri; Cichliformes; Cichlidae. Gene Ontology annotation, biological process: cell dedifferentiation; G1/S transition of mitotic cell cycle; signal transduction. Gene Ontology annotation, molecular function: cyclin-dependent protein serine/threonine kinase activity; ATP binding; cyclin binding.
GCCUCCUCCUCCUUCUCCUCUUCCCCCUCCUCGUUUGGUGUCUCUGCCUGGGCUGGUGCAGUCUGAGGGGAUGGGGGGUUAGAGCCUGCACCGUCAACUACCUGUGUGGCCCCCGCAUGGAGGAAAGUGAACAGGGAUGCAUUUGAUGGAGCAGUUUUUAUCCGAGACACGAAUGCGUCCUCAGCGCUUUACCGGGCAUGCCGACGUUGCGACGUUUUAUUGACAACAUAAAACAAGGCAUUGCAUGUGCCAACUUUUUUCUGUGAAUAUGUCUUUGUGAGAAACUCUGGCUCGUCAUCCUCGGCCGGGAUUCCCCACAAUAUUUUCAACAAGAGAAGAAGAAAAAAAAUCUGCAAAAAUGGACAAAGAAAGUAUUGGUACUCAAUAUGAGCCUGUGGCCGAGAUUGGAGAAGGUGCCUAUGGGAAAGUGUACAAGGCGAGAGAUUUGAAGAACGGGGGACGCUUUGUAGCCCUAAAACGAGUUCGUGUCCAGACAGAGGAAGAAGGCAUGCCGCUUUCCACUAUCCGAGAGGUGGCGGUGCUGAGGCAGCUUGAAGCCUUUGAGCACCCCAAUGUUGUCAGGUUGUUUGAUGUGUGCACAGUCUCUCGGACUGACCGAGAAACCAAACUCACUCUGGUCUUUGAGCAUGUAGAUCAGGACCUGACUACCUACCUGGAAAAGGCCCCUGAUCCCGGAGUGCCACCUGAGACCAUUAAGGAUAUGAUGUACCAGCUGCUCCAGGGUUUAGACUUCCUGCACUCUCACCGCGUGGUUCACCGUGACCUAAAACCUCAAAACAUCCUGGUCACCAGCGGAGGACAGAUCAAACUGGCCGACUUUGGCCUAGCCCGCAUCUACAGCUUCCAGAUGGCGCUCACGUCAGUGGUGGUGACACUGUGGUACAGAGCCCCAGAAGUGCUGCUUCAGUCAAGUUACGCUACACCGGUGGACCUGUGGAGUGUUGGCUGCAUCUUUGCUGAGAUGUUCAGGAGAAGGCCGCUGUUUAGAGGAAACUCAGAUGUUGAUCAGCUAGGAAAGAUUUUUGAUGUUGUUGGGGUACCCUCAGCAGAAGACUGGCCCCAGGAAGUGGCCCUACCACAGAGUGCCUUCACACCCCGGCCCCCGAAACCAAUAGAAGACCUAGUUCCAGACAUGGAUGAGCAGGGACGGGCCUUGUUAAUGCAAUUCCUUGCCUUCAACCCCUCCAGGAGAAUAUCAGCCUUCGCUGCAUUGACUCACCCCUACUUUCAAAACGUGGACAGCGACAGCAAAAAUGUAUACGCAGCCCAGCCUAUCCCCAGCAACAAGCCCACGAUGGAGGAGAGGACUGCCUGAAAGUCCAUCUUCGCUUUUAAUCACCCCACAGCCCAGUGUCUAUAAGAAGUGUUCACCGUAGCCCUCCUAAAAGUUUGUCAUGUUUUAUUCCAACGUUAAAUCAAAGUUCAUUAAUAAAGGUUUUUUUGGCACUGAUCAGAGUUUCCCUUUCAACAAAUCUACACAAAUCAAGUAAAAAUAGCAAUGCAAAGUAACUGAUUAUAGGAAUAUUCACCAUGUCAAGAAAAUAUCUAGAAGAGUCUAGAGGGUAAAUCUGUCAGCUUUGCCCCAUCAUGGUGACUCCAUUCUUGCAUGACAUGCUGUGCCUCAGAUUGGUUGGAUUGUGAUUUUUACCAUAGAAUUCUUGUGCAGUAUGGCUUCUUCCACUUUCUUUUCCUCUAUACUUUUCUUUGAUUGCCCCCUCUCAAGUGGCCUACUGCAAAGAUGUGUCACCACUACAGCAUGAUGCCACUUAACACUUAGUUUGUUGGUCAGAAAGCUUUAAUUCGGGGGCAUGCAGAGCCAUGUUUUAAUAUUUGUGUACUACAUGCCAAAUACAAGUUGACAAGUAGUGAGGUUUUUCUACAGUGGCUUUUUUUUUUUUCGUUCUAACUGGCCAUAAGUCUAGUGAUCUGCACGGGCAGCAGCUGCCUAACUAAAGAAAAACACAUCUUGGUCACCAGCACUUUGUUGCAUUAGUAAUGAUGUCAUUUAGAGGAGCAAUACUUGCACUCUUAAUAGGCAAGUUUGUUAAAAUGUUUUGUUGUUAUUGUAACUGUUUUUUUUCUGAUAAUCAGUGUCAAAAAAAGCUUAAUUAAUCUUGGUUUCACGUUGCAUCUAAAAUAAGAAACAAAACCUAAAACAGACUACAGUGGGCCAAUACUUUUUAUAGUCUGUAUACAGUGCUCAAGGGGUGGCAGGUGGGGUGAAAAUGCUGUUGAAAGGGAUGGCAUCAAAUGCGCUCACCCUCUGAACCCUGGAUACACAAGCUGUCAUCCUUCCAUGAACUAUUGGAUUGUAAUUGCUGCUUUUAGGAUGUGAAAUGUUGUGUAACAAUGCAAAGAGACCUGAUCCUCAGGUUGACUUGUAGUAGUGGGACGGACUGAGUGUAGAGUCCGAGGCGUGGAAGCCUCUUUACGACCAGUGUUUAUCCUUAUAAAAGAGACUCUGGACUGUGGGGGGGGGACCAGGCCGGAGCGUGGGUGGACAGAGUGGAUCGUAUCUUAUUUUUUCUUUUUUUUAAUGAAAGCUUGCUUACUGCUGGUGUGUGCAGUGAGAAGACAAAAAUGUCACACAGCGUUUAUUGUGCCCACUGCCAUUGAAAUAAGCACACUCAUGUACUCAGACAUUGUUGGGCAUCACAAGCCAGCCACUCACUGCCAUGUCCCUUAUCAUUCCAGUUUUUCCUGUACUAUUGGUGCCACCUUGUGGAUGUCCAGAGUAACUGCAGGCCAGUAGCAGGAUUCUAAUGGUUUCUGCACUCUUUGAGGAACUUGUAACGGGCUGAUAUCGGUGCUGAGACAAUGAUGAAAGAACUUAGAUGUUCCCACCACUUACAUGGACUUUAAGACUUUUUUUAAAUGACUUUUAGUGUACCAUCAUGAGCUUUUAUCAUUACGAAAUCCAAUUAUUAUUUCUGUCCAAAUGAGUCACCAGCACUAUUGAACAUGGUUUGGAACACUUUUCUGUCACCAGUAUCCUGUAUUUAAUUUUAAUUUUAUUGACAAGCCUUAUAUCCUCGUAAUAAGAUUGUUUUUUUUUUUGUUUUUUUUUAAGAUGCUGGGGCAUACAGUGUUCACCAACUCUUAAGAGACAAUGGAGUUUGUGUAAAAAUAGUAUGACAUUGUAAGGAAUGUAUAAAGGAAAGGCCUUGGUACUGUACAGUAUAUUGUGCUAGUUCUAAAGUACAAUCUGUAAUGAUAGAAACCUUUUGAUACGUGUUUUGUCAGCACAUAGAUGAGUCAAAAUGGAUAGACGUAGAGUAGCGAGGGUCGGUGGAAUGUUGCAUCGCGAGAGUUUUGUCGUCUGGAUGGGUUGUUUGGGUGGAUUUCCUUUAUCAGGAGUUGAGACAACUACGGAUUUUACAGUAGUUUUCAUAAUCAUGUAAUGCACAAUAUUUUGAGUACAGUUUCUGCUUUGUUUUACCUUGACCUGCCGUUCUAUUCAAGUUUUGUUUUGUAUUUUUUCUUUUUCCCAGCAAGGAAAAAGCAACUUUUCCAGAGUUUAAUUCUUGUACCUAGUAGUUCUUGCAGAACAGCAACAUUGUAACACUGGUUUUUGGUUUUCCUAACAGGUAGUGCUUUUUAGCACACACAGACACACACAGACUCACUCUGACUUUCUCAGGUUCUUUCCUCGGACGUCCGAAACCUCUUGGGCACAGUUUGCACAUCUCUGGGUUACUGAAUGACCACGAUACAACUCCUUCAGGUUCUCUUUCAAGCUAAUGAUCAUGCCGUUGAUCAUAGUCUACUGUCUUUACUAUUUAUCAAAUAUGUUACUGUAGUCAUUACUGUCUGAAGAUAACUGCCUGUAUAAACUGUUUUUGCCACAGACUAAUACCUAGAUGGCAAACACGACAGAAAUACAUGUGUAAUUGUCUGCUUAACACUGUGUGAUUUUUUUUUUCCAUAUUUGAGAAAGACUCGUUUCUUGUGUAAGUGGCAUCUACAAUGCAAUGAAAGCUACAAAUACAUUAGCAGAGGUUUACGUUUGAAAUGACUGCUUUAAUCUCAUUACAGUAAUACAAUGAUUAUGCUUUCUAGUGAUUUUAAUCAGUCUAUAAUGCAUUUCAAUAUCACAACUGAAAUCCACUGAACUUUGAGCAGUGUCUAUUUUUGAACAUCACUUCAUCACUCAAAUUGGCAUUAUACCUAUGUAUGAAUGGUGUCUUUAUUAUGUUGCACCAGCUGAAUAAAAAGUGGCUUGCUUUUUAUUAAU